AUGUCACUACAAAUGGUAACAGUCGAUAAUAACAUAGCCUUAAUUCAACCAGGCUUCUCAUUAAUGAAUUUUGAUGGGCAAGUUUUCUUCUUUGGCCAAAAAGGCUGGCCCAAAAGGUCCUGCCCCACUGGAGUUUUCCAUUUUGAUAUAAAGCAUAACCAUCUCAAACUGAAGCCUGCAGUUUUCUCUAAGGACUCCUGUUACCUUCCUCCUCUUCGUUACCCAGCCACUUGCACAUUCAAAGGCAACUUAGAGUCUGAAAAGCAUCAGUACAUCAUCCAUGGAGGGAAAACACCAAACAAUGAGCUUUCAGAUAAGAUCUAUAUCAUGUCUGUUGUUUGCAAGAACAACAAAAAAGUUACUUUUCGCUGCACAGAGAAAGACUUGGUAGGAGAUGUUCCUGAAGGCAGGUAUGGUCAUUCCAUUGAUGUGGUGUAUAGUCGCGGAAAAAGUGUGGGUGUUCUCUUUGGAGGACGGUCAUACAUACCUUCCGCCCAAAGAACCACAGAAAAAUGGAACAGUGUAGCUGACUGCCUGCCCCAUGUUUUCUUGGUGGAUUUUGAAUUUGGGUGCUCUACAUCAUACAUUCUUCCAGAACUUCAGGAUGGGCUAUCUUUUCACGUCUCCAUUGCCAGAAAUGAUACCAUUUAUAUUUUAGGAGGCCAUUCACUUGCCAAUAACAUCCGCCCUGCCAACCUAUACAGAAUAAGGGUUGAUCUCCCUCUGGGUAGCCCAGCUGUGAAUUGCACAGUCAUGCCAGGAGGAAUCUCUGUCUCCAGUGCAAUCCUGACUCAAAUAAGCAAUGAUGAAUUUGUUAUCGUUGGUGGCUAUCAGCUUGAAAAUCAAAAAAGAAUGGUCUGCAACAUCAUCUCUUUUGAGGACAACAAGAUGGAAAUUCGUGAGAUGGAAACCCCAGAUUGGACCCCAGAUAUUAAGCACAGCAAGAUAUGGUUUGGAAGCAACAUGGGAAAUGGAACUAUUUUCCUCGGCAUACCAGGAGACAAUAAACAGGUUGUUUCAGAAGCAUUCUAUUUCUAUACGUUGAAAUGUGCUGAAGACGAUGUGAAUGAAGAUCAGAAAACAUUCACAAAUAGUCAGACAUCAACAGAAGACCCAGGGGACUCCACUCCCUUUGAAGACUCAGAAGAAUUUUGUUUCAGUGCAGAAGCAAAUAGUUUUGAUGGUGAUGAUGAAUUUGACACCUAUAAUGAAGAUGAUGAGGAAGAUGAGUCUGAAACGGGCUAUUGGAUUACAUGCUGCCCUACCUGUGAUGUGGAUAUCAACACUUGGGUACCAUUUUAUUCAACUGAGCUCAACAAACCUGCCAUGAUUUACUGCUCUCAUGGAGAUGGGCAUUGGGUCCAUGCCCAGUGUAUGGAUCUGGCAGAAAGCACACUCAUCCAUCUGUCAGAAGGAAGCAACAAAUAUUAUUGCAACGAGCAUGUGGAGAUAGCAAGAGCACUGCAAACCCCCAAAAGAGUUCUACCCUUAAAAAAGCCUCCACUGAAAUCCCUCCACAAAAAGGGUUCUGGGAAAAUUAUUACUCCUGCCAAGAAAUCCUUUCUUAGAAGGUUGUUUGAUUAG
Globicephala melas (long-finned pilot whale) is the source of this 1584-nucleotide messenger RNA. RefSeq names its product recombination activating 2 (gene RAG2). The record is from RefSeq and is a predicted model, not a curated record. Gene Ontology annotation, molecular function: protein binding; sequence-specific DNA binding. NCBI's taxonomy places the organism in Eukaryota, Metazoa, Chordata, Mammalia, Artiodactyla, Delphinidae. Gene Ontology annotation, biological process: V(D)J recombination. Gene Ontology annotation, cellular component: nucleus; DNA recombinase complex.